Leptosia nina is the source of this 1293-nucleotide messenger RNA. NCBI's taxonomy places the organism in Eukaryota, Metazoa, Arthropoda, Insecta, Lepidoptera, Pieridae. The record is from the annotation of a GenBank genome assembly.
AUGGUGGACACACAGCACUUCUGUUUACGCUGGAACAACUACCAGAGCAGCAUCACGAGCGCCUUCGAGAACCUUCGGGACGACGAGGACUUCGUGGAUGUGACCCUGGCUUGCGAUGGGAAGAGCCUUAAGGCGCAUCGGGUGGUGUUAUCGGCGUGCAGCCCCUAUUUCAGAGAGCUAUUGAAAUCGACGCCCUGCAAGCACCCAGUGAUAGUGCUCCAAGACGUGGCUUUCACGGACCUGCACGCUCUGGUCGAGUUCAUCUACCACGGCGAAGUGAACGUGCACCAGCGGAGUCUCUCGUCCUUCCUCAAGACCGCAGAAGUACUUCGCGUUUCCGGUCUAACGCAAAACGAUGACGCUCAAGCGCCAUUUGUCCAGAACAUCGCACGCGCAGCCGCCGCGGCGUCGUCCCCACACACUCCGCCUCACCCCGCGCACACCCCGCACACACCGCACACGCCCCACACCCCGAACUACUCCGAGAAGCUGGAGGAGGCCCUGCUUCUCCCUCCGUCGCUCAGCCGCCGCAUCCCCCUCCCGCCGCGCCGCAUGUCCCGCUCCGCGGACAAUUCGCCGGACGUUAUCAAGCGCGCCCGCCACGAUAACAACAAUGAUCAACCGCAAAUCCAUGACUUCUCCACCAAAAACAACUCCCUGCUGAACAACAGUCGCCACGAACCGGGAAACGGCAACGGGAUUUCCAACUCCAGCUCGUCCCCGUCCCCGAAGUUGAUGGAUGACGUGAAGAAUGAGCCCCUGGACAUGAUCUGCCAGUCCAACCCCGAUAUAGACAGGAGCACCGAUGACACGCCACCGCAUUCUCAUCACAGAAUGAUGGGAGGCGGCCCACCGUCAAGAGCCAGUUCUGCUGACGCCGAUGACCGUACUCCGCCACCACAAAUGCCGCCCUCGCCAUUCAUAUCGCCAGCCGAGACCAAGCUAUUCCCGACAUCACAACAUCACAGCUUCAACUACCCUAUGCUGACGGAUUCAUCACUCACUGGUCUGCCGAGCCCUCUCCCCCCCGACGGCUUACCGGGCACCUCCCAAGGUGGCGCCCGCACCCCCCAGGAAGAGUACCGAUGCGAGCCCUGUAACAAGAGUCUCUCGUCCCUGACGCGGCUCAAACGGCAUAUACAAAACGUUCACAUGCGGCCCUCCAGGGAGCCCGUCUGUAACAUUUGCCGACGCGUGUACUCCAGCCUGAAUAGCUUGAGAAACCACAAGUCGAUCUACCACCGCAAGCAGCAGCCGCCCUCGGGCCAGGGCCCUUUCUUCCCGGUCAACUGA